This is a messenger RNA of Penicillium bovifimosum, 1059 nucleotides long. Its product is annotated as 3'(2'),5'-bisphosphate nucleotidase. The record is from RefSeq and is a predicted model, not a curated record. NCBI's taxonomy places the organism in Eukaryota, Fungi, Ascomycota, Eurotiomycetes, Eurotiales, Aspergillaceae. Bases 1 to 1059 code for a protein of 352 amino acids. The transcript has a single exon. Gene Ontology annotation, molecular function: 3'(2'),5'-bisphosphate nucleotidase activity. Gene Ontology annotation, biological process: phosphatidylinositol phosphate biosynthetic process; sulfate assimilation.
AUGUCUUACCAACAGGAACGCUAUAUUGCCGAAUUGGCUGUCCAGCGGGCAUGCCUUCUGACCCAGAAGGUCUUCUUCGAGAAGGCUAAGGGCACCGUCUCCAAGGACGACAAGUCCCCCGUCACUAUUGGCGACUUCGGCGCCCAGGCCCUCAUCAUCUCGGCUAUUCGCAAGAACUUCCCCAACGAUGAGAUCGUCGCCGAAGAGGAGGCCAGCUCCCUGCGCGAGGACAAGGACCUCAGCUCCGAGAUCUGGCGCCUGGUCAAGGACAUCAAGCUGGAUGACGCGGAGAGCGAUAAGAUUCUGGGUGGUCCUCUGGCCAGUGAGGAGAGCAUGCUGGAAAUCAUCGAUAGUGGCAACAGUGCUGGUGGUGCCAAGGGCCGCAUCUGGGCCCUCGACCCCAUUGACGGCACCAAGGGCUUCCUUCGUGGCGGCCAGUACGCCGUGUGUCUCGGCCUGAUGGUCGAUGGUGAUGUCAAGGUCGGUGCUAUCGGUACUCCUAACCUUCCUGUCAAUGACGCUGCCCCGCUUGAUGCUAGCAUCGGCACCCAGCAAUCCGCGGCUUCCAGCAACGGUGUGCUGUUUUCCGCUGUCAAGGGUGAGGGUGCGACCAGCCGCCCUCUGACAGCCAGUACUCUUGCUGCUAGCAAGCCCAUUUCUAUGCGCCCGGUUGACAAGAUCUCCGACGCUGUGUUCUGUGAAGGUGUUGAGGCUGGCCACUCGGCCCAGGGCGACAAUGCCGCCGUUGCUGAGCUGCUUGGCAUCACCGCACCGAGUGUGCGACUGGAUUCGCAGGCCAAGUACUGCUCCAUUGCUCGCGGUGCCGGUGACGUCUACCUGCGCCUUCCCGUCAAGAAGGAUUACCAGGAGAAAAUUUGGGACCACGCCGCUGGUGACCUGAUUGUCCGUGAGGCCGGUGGCCAGGUGACUGAUAUCUACGGCAACCGAUUGGACUUCAGCAAGGGCCGGACCUUGGCUGUCAACAAGGGUGUCGUCGCUGCUCCCAAGGCCCACCAGGACCAGGUCAUUGCUGCCGUCAAGAAGGUCUUAAAGCUGUAA